Molecule: messenger RNA, 1815 nt
Organism: Ostreobium quekettii
Lineage: Eukaryota; Viridiplantae; Chlorophyta; Ulvophyceae; Bryopsidales; Ostreobiaceae
Source: the annotation of a GenBank genome assembly
AUGGCCGCGGCGUCCCGCUGCGGAAGGGGCCUUCAGCCGCCCUUCCUGCUCCUGCUGUCCUGUUUGGGCGCCCUCUGGGCGGAGGGCGCGGAGGGGAGGCCGGUUGCCGUCGUCCUGCCCGUGGUGUCCACGUCCAGACUGAGGGUGGACCAGGAAGGCCUCAAGAUCCUCCAGAACAUUGAAGGACCAGUGGCCCCUGUGGUGGUCAUCGGCCCCUACAGAUCUGGAAAGUCAUUCCUACUCAACCAGCUGCUCAACGUCUCCUGCGACUCAGGCUUCGGCGUUGGCCACACUCGCAACACCCAAACAAAGGGAAUAUGGGUUUGGAGUUCCCCUGUGAAGGUGCCCACAAGGGACGCCAUCCCGCUGUCAGUCGUCUACAUGGAUACAGAAGGGUUUGAGAGUGCCGGCAAGUCUGAUUCAUAUGAUGACCGUAUCUUUGCCCUGAGUGCAAUCAUGAGCUCCGUACUGAUUUACAACUUGCCUGAAACUGUGCGAGAAUCGGACGUUGAAAAGCUGUCUUUUGCCAUUGAGCUGGCCAGUGGACUGUACAACACACAAGGCAGUGCCAGCAACCAUCUGCUUGUUGAGCCAGGCAGCAUGAUCUGGCUCAUCCAGAGAGACUUUUUGACGGGUAAGACAGUCCAGCAGAUGGUCGAUGAGUCACUGGCACAAGUGGACAACCCUUACCAUGACAAGGACAUCGAUCAGAUCAACCGCAUCCGGAAAUCCCUUUCCCUUGUAGCUCGCAACAGCACUGCCUUUGGCCUGACGCAACCCCACUUGAAUCGGACUGGUUUGUGCAGCAUGGGGGAUGCCAUGUUGGAUGAGGGGUAUGUGAGGCAAAAGGCACAGCUUUUGCAGCUGGUCAGGGACCUGGCAACUCCGAAGAUCAUGCAAGGGAGCAUCAUGACUGGGAAGCGACUUGCAGAGUUGAUCGAGAGGGUCGUGGAAGCUCUCAACGAGCGAGACAUACCAUCAGUGACGUCGAUCGUGGACAGCUUCAACGCUGAAUUGGUGCACAAGUGCAUUCAGAUGUAUGUGGCGAACUGGGCUGAUUUCGACCUCCCUAAGGAUGAAGACAUCCUCGGGGACAUCCAUGCAACUUUCCUACAGUCAGCGAUGGAGUACUACGAUUCUCACAGGUUUGGCUCGUCUGACGAGUUGAGGGAGGGGGGGAAUGUUCUCCGCGAUGGGCUUGCCAAGCAGUUGGAGAGGGAAUACGACACAAAGAGGACUGCCAACUCGCUCAAGUCUUUGGAGAUCUGUGAGUCGCUGGAGCGGGAGUGCGAGCAGACGCUGGAACGCCUGCAGGCCAUGAACCUUCCCUCCAAGAAGAAGUUUGUUGGUGAAUUCAGCAGAUGUGAAGAGCUGACUUUUGAUGCUGGGUGCAAGGGGCCAGCCCUGGCGAAGCAGAAGGCGAGGCUGCAAGCCGCGUGGAAGAGGGAGCUCGGGCGCUUCGAAAAGGACUACAACGAUCGGCUGUAUCUAGGAAUGGUCAUCGUGUCUUUGGCAGGAAUUGUUGCUUUCAGGUUCAUUUUCAAAGUGCAGGCCAUGGAGGGUGUGUGCUGGGUUCUGUUUGUGUUUCUGGAAGGCUAUCCUCGGCUAAUAGAAUCCCAGGCGGAAAUGUACUCCAGCGGCUGGUGGACUGCUGCAGUGAGGGUAUGGGAGUUUCUGGUGUAUAAUCUGGUCACCAAAUCGGGCUGUCUCAUGCUCGCCUGCUUCGGGUUGUUUUUCUUGUGGCGACUUGGGCUCCGAAUACGGAGAAGAAAAGGAGCCCCUAAGCGGGACAGCGGGCGUGAUUUGGACGUGUAA